UUCCUCCCGGCUCACAAGUGCUUUGCUUUGGAGCCACCGGCCAGCUGGAAGGAGCUGGCCCAUUUGGAGGAUCUUCAGGAUGAUGAGAUCAGUCCUGAAUUCCAGCAGCAGGUGGAGAAAAUGUGCAGCUACAUCUGGGAAAAGUCUGCACCUAAGACCGUCCCUGGUGGGCACGGCGUCACGGGGCAGGCGCUGGGGCACCUGGCGGCGACCUACGUGGAGGCCAUCCGGAGCGGGGCAGUGCCAUGCCUGGAGAGUGCGGUGCUCGCCCUGGCAAAGAUUGAGAACGCAGCAGCAGCGAAAGACGCCGCACAGAAUGCCCUCCCCAUCUGUCACCUCCCAGCUGGGUACCCCCCAGCCUGGAGAGCCCCGUGUCUGUGUCAAGCUGCCUUGAGUUUUGCCUGGCCUGAGAGCGGUGGAUGCAGCUCCACCUGGGCUGAUGCCUUCCCUCUGCAUCUUCCCCAACAGCACCAGGUAGAGGCAGUCAAGGAGAAGUUCUUCAGGGACAACGAGCAGGCGUCCUGGGACAAGUGCAAGGCUGCUCUCAGGGACCUCUCCCAAGACAUGGAGAGGCAAAUCCGUGAUGGCAUCUACACCGUGCCCAGGGGUUAUGACAUAUUCAGAGAAGAUGAGCAGGCAGUGGUGGAGAAAUACCGGGAACUGCCUGGCAAGGGGGUGAAGGUAGGAAGGAGAGCAGGUCCCCUUUGAGGACAAGGAGGCUCC
This is a messenger RNA of Egretta garzetta (little egret), 723 nucleotides long. Its product is annotated as guanylate-binding protein 1-like. Lineage: Eukaryota; Metazoa; Chordata; Aves; Pelecaniformes; Ardeidae. Gene Ontology annotation, molecular function: GTPase activity; GTP binding. The record is from RefSeq and is a predicted model, not a curated record. The transcript is spliced from 3 exons. The annotation marks the transcript as partial.